Messenger RNA from Biomphalaria glabrata, 2850 nucleotides. RefSeq names its product pyrokinin-1 receptor-like. Gene Ontology annotation, cellular component: plasma membrane. The record is from RefSeq and is a predicted model, not a curated record. Gene Ontology annotation, molecular function: neuromedin U receptor activity. The transcript has 7 exons. Lineage: Eukaryota; Metazoa; Mollusca; Gastropoda; Planorbidae. The coding region runs from base 626 to 2140 and encodes 504 amino acids. Gene Ontology annotation, biological process: neuropeptide signaling pathway.
GAGGGCGAGAAAGACAGAGGGAGCAAGAGAGAAAGAGAGGGAGAGAGUCAGUGCGAGAGAGAGAGAGAGGGAGAUGAACAGACACACAAACAGACAGACAAGCGAAAUGACGCCCCUCACAUUAUUUUAUUAUUAAAUUUAUCUAUUGCAUUUAGAUCAGUUUUAGGUAAUAAAAAUGUCUGCUUGUUUUUUUUUUAUUUUGUUGUUGUUUUUUUUUUUUUUUUUUUUGUUUUUUGUUUAACGGUAUUUUUUUCUUAAAAUUAUUGCCUCUUAAAAUUAUUAACUCUUUUUAAUAUUUACAGGCACUGGAGGACAACCUGAGAGCAUCAAGUGCAGCCAUGCUGUGGAUAUUUCAUUUCUUUUUUCAUUAAAAACGUCGUUUAAAGGAUGUGUUUACUCAGUUACUAGCACAACCAAAGUGUGCCCGUCCUUCGAGCGAAUGGAAUUUCGUGAUUCUAAACGCAUCAUUCAGUUAGCCUUCUUGUUUCAUUUUGAACAAGACCUAAAGCCUAAGGCUUGGAAAUAAUAGGAUAACAAAGGUUAAUUUCAUUGAUCUAUACAAGAGUGGAUAGUUGGUUUUUUUUUCCUUUUUUCUUUGGAUUUAGUUCCACGGGGAGUUGUGGAUAUGGAUGAUACCGAGGGUCACGUCUCUUCCAAUUCUAACAUGUCCAGCUCGAAGCAGGAAGUGGUUUAUGGGAUACUGGCCUCUAUAAUGGAGGAGGAGUCGGAGGAGGGUGACGUUGCACUGCGUAUAGCGGACAGUCUCAGGCCUUACAACAUGUCCCUGAAGCCUGUUGAGCUGGACCUGAUCAAGGAGUUAGUUCUUCCGAAGAUACUUGGACACAAGCAUCAACCUCUGAGCAUCGUCAUACCAAUAACCAUCGUCUAUUCCAUCAUCUUUGUCACGGGCGUCGUUGGAAACUUUUGCACCUGUCUAGUCAUAAUAAGAAACAAAUAUAUGCGAACAGUGACCAACUACUAUCUCUUCAAUCUGUCCAUCUCUGACCUUCUACUGCUGCUGAUGGGCCUCCCUAUGGAGAUCUAUCUCACUUGGUCUCAGUACCCUUUCCCCUUCGGGGAGGCCUUCUGCAGGUUUCGCUUCUGGGCGUCCGAAGUGUCCAGCAACGUGUCAGUGCUGACCAUUACAGCUUUCACAGUAGAGCGCUACAUGGCCAUUUGUCAUCCUAUCAGAUUCCCUACCCACCCCGGACUGUCCAGGCCUCUAAGGGUAAUGACGGCUGUCUGGCUCUUGUCAUCGUUAUGGUGUAUCGGCCUGGCUCUGCAGAUGGGCCUAUCGUUCAAGCAGUGGAACCAAGAGAAAAUUGAGGAGUCUGCAAGGUGUGAGAUGCUGAGUCCAAGCGUCGCCAUUACGGUGUUUCAGGUGUCCUCCAUUAUAUUUUUCAUCAUACCAAUGUCUUUGAUCGCCCUGUUGUAUUUCUUCAUUGCCCUGGCCAUCAGGAGGUCCACGCUGAUUAGAGCCGGCUCUAACUCGUCCAAUGACUGCUCCCACACGCACUCUAACAGCGACGUGCGACAGAACAGCACCAACCAGCAGCACGCCAGAAUCAGGCAGUCGGUUCUCAAGAUGUUGGUGGCUGUUGUAGUGGCGUUCUUUAUCUGCUGGGCGCCCUUCCACAGUCAACGCCUUCUGUCGGUGUACGACGGGACUUCCAGUAAAAACAUGGAGGCCCACAACGUCGUGUUAUAUAUCAGCGGCGUCACCUACUACGUUAGUGCCACUGUCAACCCGGUACUAUACAGCAUUAUGUCCCUCAAGUUUCGCCAAGCGUUCAGGGCCACCCUGCUGUGCUGCUGUUCAUGGGCUCGGUCAAGGCCGAAGAGGCGCGCUAAUAGAAACUCCUACACCUUCAAGUUCCACCACCGGGCAGCCCAAGCCAACACUCACUGCUCCAUCGUCGAGAGCAGCAGCAGCAACACCAACAAUAACGUCAGCAACAACAACAAGCAGGUGGCCAACUUCACCACGCCCGUCUUGUGCUGCGUCGUCGGGAACGAGGCCGUGUCCACGCAGCUGGAAGGACGUCCGCUGGUCGGCGUCGUAGCCUGCGAGCCCCCCAGACGGCAUAGCUACGAGAGUAACUGCUACGGGCCGGCAAAUAACCUCCCAAGAAUGUUAUGAAGAUGGGUGAACGUUAUGACGUCAUCAUUUCUUGUGCUCAAGUGUCUACACGCUUCAAGUUUUGAAGGUAAAUGUAAUGCAACUGCCAAAAAAAAAAUCGGACAGAAAAAACAAGGCACUCAAAGAUUUGAAUAAUCUUGGAGCGUAUUUUCACCAUCAUUUCUUAGAUGGAAUUUGUAUUACAAAAUUUGCAUUCUUGAAGCUCAGAGACAGAGACUAUUUCACUUCCCUCUUCUUGCCACUAGUUGCGCAGAGUUCUUGUGCGCACUCCAUAAACAUGCCACGGUAUUCAAAACGAGGCUGAGUCGUGUAUGAACUCCUGCAGACGUGUAUGCAAAUGAUCUCGUGCACUUAUAGACAGCGUGAGGAUAUCAAUUCGAGGCACUCCCUCUGUCAACAUGGCGAAACUAUAUUUAUACAUAUGUACAUCAUGUAAAAUGAAGAUGAGAUACUAUCAUAUUUUCUAUGUACCUGAGUCGACCUGACCAUAAAAAGGCUACAACUUUUUCUUUCAUUGCCAUUUCAUUAUUUGUACUAAAAAUAUUACAUAAAUGCACAUUAUUGUGUUUUAUUCACAUAACAUUCACAUAACAUUCUAGCAUCAUAUAAAAAAGUUAGCCUUUGUUUCGGAAUUAAAUUUAGGGAACACGCGUAGGACGUAAUCAACGUAAUCAACGUUAUCAACUUAUUAUUAUUAUUUUUUUUUUUUU